AUGGCAAACUGGAAAGAGAAAGGUUUCGUUCCUGACACAGAUGAUGAAUGUGAAUUUACUCAAGAUACACAAGAGAAAGUCUACUGCAAACGUUUAAUAAAUCAGCUACAAAAUAAACCCGGCGGGUUUGCUGGAGCCCAUAACGACGAUGUUGAAAGAAGUGCGCCGAAAUAUGUGAAUGAUCAAGAACAAUUACGAAAUCUAGAUUGUAAAACAUUCUCUCUAAAUCAUGAUACAACUAAUUACGAAGUUCAUGCUUCACCAACACUCCGUAUCCUCGAGUUGGACAAAAAGGACGGAUUCAAUUCUUGCACAUCUAGUAUUAUGGGAAGCCAAAAAUUAAAUGAGCUGAACCAGCUAAUAACGGAGGCCAACCAUGUAGCUGCAACUGAUCAACAAAAUCUGUCAAUCUCGGGCGGCUGGUCGGGCUCCAAAGUCAACUUAUGCUCAACUACAACAGAUAAAGCUCGAGAAGAGGAUUACUCAAAUAGUCAAGUUUCAUCACUCUCACAACCUACAUUUUUCAAAAAUCCAGAACCAUUUUGGGAAGAUGACCAAGAAAUUGAGAGUAAAAUUAACACCUACAGUCAAGAUAUAUCUUUAACUGAUGGUUUCUCCAGAAGCUACGUCCAAAUUACCUCCCCAGCUUCGAGUAUUUUGUCAUCUCCACCGAGCUCUAUGCCAGAUUUUUUCGAAUAUCAAACAACAAGAAGCUCCGAUCUAAAUGCAGGAGUAAAGGAAGCCUUGGUAGAAGAAAAUGUUAAAGCUAUGCCUGAGUCGAAUAUUUUUGAGUCUGAAUCGGUCAACAAUUUUGAAUAUCCUAUGAGACGUGCUCUUCGACAUCGAAAUCCGAUUCAAUUGCAUCCGUACAUUAUGGAACAGGAAAAGUAUAAACAAACUCUAAGGGCUCGGGGUGUUGCACCUAUAAUGAUGUUUCCGUCCCAGAAUAAUCGAAACCAAAAAUCUUAUCAAGAUACAUUACUCAGUAAUGAAUAUGAAGAAGAAUCACAGGAACUUGGGACUUUGCCUCUAUCAUCUAAUAUUUCCGAUGGUCAAGAUUGGAUCCCAAUAUCACCAUCUUGCUCAAUUAGAUCUAUGGUAAACCCCAAAACUUUGAGUAACCUUAGUGAAUCUCCAAAAUCAAAUAUUACAACCACGAAUUGUGAAAAUUCUCCAGAUCUACGUAAAACCCUGUCUGGAGGGAGAUAUUUCAGGAGGAUAAAAAAAUUGUCAAAUCACUCGACCAAUUCCAGCAAAAGUGAACGUCAAAUUUCACCCAUCAGUAACACCCCACCAGAUAAAUCUCUUUUUAGCGCUUCCACUGAUAUUGUUAAUAAUAUUAAAACAAUUUCUGGAGAAAAGAAACCGGAACCGGCUCAAACGCCAGAAACCUACCCGUUUUCGGAAUCAAAAUUUACAAGGUCCCCCUUAGAAACUUUCAGGAAACCUUCUGAUGGGAGCAUGCUAGAUUUAGAAAUUGAGACCAAUGUUCAAACACUGGCCAGUAACCCCAGAUCAUCUAUGGAUCCUAUCAUGCUUGAUUCUGACUCAGAUCUUAACUUGGAUGGACCAUUUGCUAAUGUCUCAGAAUCAGUGCCAUGUGAUGCAUCUUCAGAUGAGUCUGUACAAAUUCGUAAAGUCGGAAAGAGGUUCCGUGGGGUACUUCCCGCAUCUCAUCUACGGCUGGAUACUUUCAAAAAAUCCCGAGCUCCAGCUCGAGAUUCUCGAAACUUUCUCAGUAAAUCCAAUUUAUAUGGUCAAUCUCGAAAAGGCGUUGCAGUUCCUAAACCUCUAAAUAAUGAGAACAGUUUUUCGGCUUCACUUACUCAAGAGCCACUAGUCUUCACAGAUAGCACGGAUGUAUCGGAGGAUGAACAAAAACAGGGCAAGAUAAACAACUUUAUUCAGCAAACAAUAUCACCGGUACUAAAACCUACUAAAUUCUUAAAUUAUUUAAGCUGUUCGGACGAGUCGAUCGAUGAUUUAUUGCCGUCACACGUACGUCAGUCAUCCAGAAAUUUACUGCACCAGUACAAGGCGAUAGGCCCCCAAAGCUCGAGAUACCAUGCGAAGGCGACCAAAGGUUUCAAGAGGCCUCGUGAAAACGAUGAAGGAAAAUCAGUCAAACCUAGCAAAAGGCAUAAAACGGGUAAAGUCGUAAAUCGUCAGCUUGAUAUGAGAAAAUGUGCGCUACCAAAGCGUACAAAAACACAAAAACUCAGUAUUCUAGAUGUUCCUGAUUACAGUGUAGGAGAAACCCAGAGUACUCCUAAUUUUAUUAAAAUUGCGGCCCGCACGGUAAAUUUGAGGAAGGACCGAGGUAGACAUUAUCCCUGCCAAAAAUAUAUCCGACUUUCAACUGAGGAAGAUACUCAUGAUGUUAACUCUAUAAUUAAUGAUUGGAAAGAGGGAAAAAUAAUCCGGAAGCCAUCGCAAAAAAGACCAGCCAAAUUUUCAAGUAAACUGGAGGAUCCGUCAGGAUGCAAGAACACUAUCCAACAUCCUAAAAAUUCCGUUGAACCAGAGAUGAAUGGGAUCUUGUGUAAAAAUCCGCGGGAAUUUGUCUUCAACAGCAGAAAUAUCCAGCAGUCUAUGUAUAAGUUCGUGUCCGUUCGAAAUGUCCCACUUCUCUCUAGCUUUUCUCAACCCCUAAAAUUUUCUCACCGCUAUAGAUCAAUUCUUAAAAAUAAACCUAUAGCCACUCGUAUUUCACGUCCCGCCCAACUUGAAUCAUCUUGUUUCGGAAAUUCUAUUCAUAACGAUACCGUAGCAUUUAAACUUCAAAAAGCAAAACUUGAUGAAACUUGGCAAAAUCUCCAGAGGUGGCCCAAGAAUAGUAUCAAAUCUCAAGUCAACUAUUUUCUAAAUAGAAAGCCUUCAUUUCCGGCAGCAGAAACAGAUUUUGACCUUAAAUGUCUCGGAGACAUCAGCUCAAAGCAACAACUGCCACCCACAUGUAUUCCUCGGCGGCAGAAAAGACAACCUAAAAGACUCGAUACUAGCGCUGCAAAAUAUCGACAACUUACGAGUACUUUAAUUCCGAGAUUCUUCGAGCGAGAAAAAAUUGCUGGUGUAUCUGAUAACAAACUAUCAGGCUUAGCAAAACUAAGCACGGAAUAUCCACUCCAUUUUAAUAUAUCCCCAUUACGGCAAGGAACUCACUUUCAAAAUAAUACAUUUAUCGGUUCCGGCCGACUAAGAAUGACUAUUCAGCCUUCGUUGAAAGAAAAUUUUUCGGGAGGGACAAUUACGCUUAGACUGACGGAGAGAAAUUUUUCCUGGAAUACGUGGAAUGAAACUUCUGCUUCAGAAGUAGGAAUUUGUUUUGAUAUACUUUCAGACUGGCUUACGGAGUGUGAAAAUUCAAGAUUUCCUUCAACAGAGGUUAGGGAAAUAGCUAUUUUUGUCCUAGAUUAUACGCAGCAAUAUGUUUCGUUUGAUGGGCUACUUGGCCAAGAAAGUUUUCUUUUAAGAAUGUCACAAAUUCUCCAGGAAUUCUCGUCUCGUAUAAAUCUCAACUUACAACCAACAAUGAUGCAGCUCAAUCAGUUUCUUGAGGUGCUCUCUAUUUCAUCUGUGCUCGUACUUGAUUUGUUGCAAAAAGCUCGCGUUAAUGUUGAAGCUCGAACCUUGAUAAUGGAGCUCGAAGAAUCCCUAAAAAAAAUAGCGUCUUUUUGUACUUAUACUUUACUACUUCAAGGACUAGAAAAUAUCCAAAAAAUAUAUGACGAUACUCAGUACUAUUCAUUUCGGGUAUCAGGGAUUGGCAACAAAGACUACCCUAUCCAAGGAUGGGUAAUAAUUAUGACCGUUCUCAAAGUGGCCUGUAUACCUAGAUCUUCGUUUUGGGAGGUAACAAAUUCAAGGCUUCAAUUAAGUGAGAUCAACAAUGUUUUUGAUGCUGAAACCAUCGAGAAAUUAUGGUACUCCAUGUACACUCUACUACCACUUACUGAAGUUGAUGAAAUCGGAAAAGUUGUAACCGGCAAACGAUAUACAAUACCGCAUGAGAACUGGGCUCUCCCAAAACAGAUACUCAAAAGAGUGUUUACUUUGUAUAAAUUGAACCAACGUCAAUUUCCUGGCUUUAAUAAGUAUUGUAGAACUCUUCUUACGAGAUGUUACUAUUUAAUGGUUGACUGGGGAUGGCGAAAAUCCUCAUCUAUCAUUGGGUCAAUAUUCGACUUCUUUGCCUCACAAAAUCUAUCACACCUCCGCAACGAAGAAGUUUAUCACUCGCCGCAAUUUCUUGAAAAACUCGAUACAAUGCCAUCGUUAGCUAUAGAGCCAGAGGACUGCUGUUUCCAUAUAUUUCUCAAAAUUGUUGCUUUAGAAUUUCAAAAUUUACGUCAAGUUAAUGAUCUGAAAAGCAUCCGAAACCUGGGGGCUAGACUACUUCCAAAUCAUGACCGACAAUAUCCUAAAGAGGAAGAUAUUUAUCAGCGAGAUUUGGCAUCGUUAAGGAAUCACCAUGAUCUACUUUGUACAUUAUUUUGGUCAAUGCCAUCGGAUGAAAGACCUUCGAUUUCUUUCGUACAAGAGCUCGUCAUUCCUGAUCUUUCACACAAAGAAGCUUGUCUUAUAAACCUCAGAUCAUGGGAAAAUUUAACAAAAUUCAUUGUUACAACUACAACUGAUCCGAUAGAGUAUCAGCCUUUUAGAGAUUGGCAAUCUACAUUUUUCAUGAGCAUGUAUAAUCAAUACAAUGAGGCAGAGUCAGAAGCAAGGCAUCAGCUAAAAGAAAUGACCGAAAAUAAAAUAGACUCAGUGGUCGAAGCUCACAUGGCAGAUAUCAUUAUGAAAAAUAAAAGAAAUAUCCUUGUAACAAUGUGUAAAUCUAUUGAAGCCAUGGGAAAUAUCAUCAAAGUUGCUAAGUGUGAAUCGAUUAUAAAAAUUUCUCUUAAUACUGACAUACUAUUAAAGGCUUUAGAUUCCAAUAUAUACACUAAAGAUAGACUUCAAGACACUCUUCUGAAGGAAGUGAUACAAGUAUUAACUAGUUAUAUGGAUCAGGUUGACAGAAUUUAUCCGGUAUCACUUACUGAGUCUUUAAAUGAAAUUUCUACAAACCAAGAAAGUCAGGAUAGCCUCGAUAUAGUGAACUGGAAUCGCCUGGAAAUGAUUUCUCCACUAGAAUCUUUGCUCGGUCCUCUACGGCCGGUCUUGAAAACUGUUGUUGAAACAAAGGCCAAUAAAGAAAGUGACCGCAUUUUGGCUACCCGUCUAAUUGAUUGUUACGGGCGACUGAUCUCUAUCGUUACUGAAAACGAAAGAUUUCAAAAACUCUUUUCAAUUGAUAUGAAUACUGUGUUCGAAAGUCGUCGAAGAUUUACCAGUAAUUUAGAUUGUUGGUCACUUUUUAUCGCAAAGCUUCUAAGUUACGGGAAAUCGUUACACGACCUUAAAUUUUAUGGUUUUGAUCUAGGUCUCGAAUGGUUUUUAGCACUAGUUAAAUUAGAACCAAUUUCCACGCCAGAAACGAUGCUCACAUUUCAACUGCAGCAAAAAGGUUACUAUUUAUGUAACACAUUUGAACUUCACAAACUUCAUCGUACGCAAGUAAUAAAAGCUAUCGUCUGUGAGAUGAAUAACCUUCUUGUCGAGAAUUUAACUGAGGUAAAGGCUGGUCUUACACAGAAACAAGCGCAGCAAUACUUUUCGCAUAUACUUGGCGAAGGCUUGAGAUUUAUUCAAAACACUCUUGAAACCGUUAAGGUGAAUUCCGACGCGCAUAUCAAAUAUCUAGCCUUCGCGCGAAGUAUAGUCACAAAUAUUAGAAGCUACGCAAGUGGAUUCAGAAAAAUCCCUGAAUUUUUUAUUCACCCAUCUGUACACUAUUGGCCAAAUGAUGAUGAUCCUAAUCUUUAUGUGGCAGGUAUCAUUUCGUACAGUGUUAGACUCAGUCAACUAACAAAAAGAACUUCUUUUGAGUUUCUCUACUAUAUCUAUAAUGGGUGGAUGAACGCACUUGUAACUGAUCAUUUGAAAGAAUACAAACGUCAUGUGCAUCACGGAAUGCGGUGUAAAAAUUUUACGAAAUUCAUGCUUGUAGAAUUUGUACCAGCUAUCCUGAAAGUUGGGUUUAAUUUAAGUGCAUGGAUAUUAUGCGCCACCUUUCUACCCGCUAUAAGCUAUCGAAUCAGCCGAAUUUUGGAGACCAAUGGUUCUGAAUCGCUCUGGAUGUUUGAGCAGCUUAUUAAUAACCUCAAAAUUAUUUUGAAUUAUACUAGUAGUCUCGCGCAAAGGCCUCCACAAGAUCUUAGGGGCCCUCAUAAAAAUCAUCGAGGCAUACUAUCAGUAGUCUUUCAGUUCUGGAUGCAAAUUGCUCCCAGCUUAUGCCAGUAUAUGGAGAGACGACCACAACUGGUUGAAACUACAACAACAGUCAUAGAUUCUUUUAACAGAUUUAUUUACUCUUUACUUCAAUGUUUUACUGACGGGAAGAUACACCAGCAAAGUAAAAUCCAGGAAUAUAGCAUAAAGCAGGGGCGAUACACAAUGGAAUUCGUCAAUUUUUUUGAGAGAGAAAUCCAGGAUUGCUGGCAAUUUAUUGAGGAUUCAAAGUUUGGCAUCAUUAUAAAAACACGUUCACAGGAGAUGAGCUCGGAGCUAUGGUUUGAGAGCACGCUAGGUGAAGUGCUCACGCAAGAAAUUAAAACUUACGAAGUUUUCUUUGAAAAUACCGAGGACUUGAAAAUACCGGCUAUUGAAAAUUUACUAAUACAUGAGCUAAUAAUUUAA
Molecule: messenger RNA, 6741 nt
Organism: Blumeria graminis f. sp. triticale
Lineage: Eukaryota; Fungi; Ascomycota; Leotiomycetes; Helotiales; Erysiphaceae
Source: the annotation of a GenBank genome assembly